AUGAAAGAAAGACGAAGCAUUGAACAAGAGUUGUGCACUCCUGUGGUAGCCAUACUUGACCGGUCAUCAACUUGGAUGGACCCCAUCAUUGCAUAUAAGGUAGACGACUCACUUCCAGACGAAUCAAGCCUAGCCGCCAAAAUUCAAAAGAUAAGUUCUUGGUUUGAAUGGUGGAAUGGAGUUUUGUAUAAAAAGUCAUUUUCCAGACCCCUCUUGCGGUACGUUACUCCUGAGAAGGGGAAAGAAAUUCUGGACGACCUGCAUCAAGGAUUGUGUAGCUCCCAUAUUGGAGGACGAGCUUUAGCUGAAAAAGCCCUGCGAACUGGUUAUUAG
Spinacia oleracea (spinach) is the source of this 333-nucleotide messenger RNA. RefSeq lists its product as uncharacterized. The record is from RefSeq and is a predicted model, not a curated record. The transcript has a single exon. Bases 1 to 333 code for a protein of 110 amino acids. Lineage: Eukaryota; Viridiplantae; Streptophyta; Magnoliopsida; Caryophyllales; Amaranthaceae.